Messenger RNA from Mercenaria mercenaria, 1416 nucleotides. RefSeq names its product N-acetylneuraminate lyase B-like. The record is from RefSeq and is a predicted model, not a curated record. NCBI's taxonomy places the organism in Eukaryota, Metazoa, Mollusca, Bivalvia, Venerida, Veneridae. The transcript is spliced from 10 exons. Gene Ontology annotation, biological process: N-acetylneuraminate catabolic process. Bases 86 to 1012 code for a protein of 308 amino acids. Gene Ontology annotation, molecular function: 4-hydroxy-tetrahydrodipicolinate synthase activity; N-acetylneuraminate lyase activity.
ACAUUCGUAUACCUUAAUAACUAAUGCCCAUUUCAUGUCUAGACUAGAAAUGAUAACAAUUCAGAGUGCACUUUGACUUUCAAAAAUGGCGGACACGAGUACAUUUCGACUGAAGGAGCUGAUAGCCGCGCCGUUCACUCCGCUGAACGAGGAUGGUGAGAUAAACUAUUCACUGCUAGAAAAGUAUGCCGACUAUAUGGUGAACACAAAUUUUACCGGCAUUUUCAUAAAUGGAUCGUUGGCUGAAGGUCUGUCUAUGACACUUGACGAAAGGAAGCGUCUGGCUGAAGAGUGGAUGAAAGCGUCUAAAGGCAGGUUACAGGUUGUUGUACAUGUAGGCACAAAUUGUAUCAAGGAUGUACAAGAGCUGGCACGUCAUGCUGAAGCAAUAAAGGUAGACGCCAUUGCAGCAUUUACACCCUCUUAUUAUAAACCAGAGAACGAAGAGGUAUUACUAGAAGUAAUGACACAGAUAGCGUCGGCGGCACCUAAAACACCGUUCUAUUACUACGACAUCAAUUUCUGCACGGGAUUAUACAUAAACGCUAAGAAGUUUAUGGAAAUGGCAAAGAAGAAAAUACCAACGCUUAGAGGCUUGAAAAAUUCCUCACGUGAAUUACCGGAUGCUCAUGCUGUGACUCAAGUUGAAGAUUGUCAAGUUCUUAUUGGUACAGAUGUGCAAUACUUGAGUUGUCUGGCCCUUGGUAUGCCAGGAGUUGUUGUAGCAUCUUAUCUCGGCAACUUAUUUUCCGACAUGAGGAAAGCAUUUGACUCGGGAGACGUGGCAAAAGCACGGAAACUUCAGGACACUGCUCAAGCAGUCAACACUAUUCGAGGAAAAUAUGGAGGAGGAAUCAAUGUUGCAAAAUACAUUUUCAAAAUAUUAACUGGAAUGGAUGUGGGUCCGGUACGUCUUCCACUCAGGCAGAUGUCACUUGAUCAGUUUGAAAAUAUGAAGAAAGACUUCAAUGCCGCUGGACUAGUGAAUAUAUCACAGCCGAGAGAACAGUGAAGAAUGUACAAACAUUAUAAAAAAAGAGAAAUAAUUGUAUCUCGGAUCCGAAUUUACGGUUUAUGUUUGUUUAGAUAUUUUGUUGCCUGUACAUUUUCAAAAAAGGUUAGAUCUAUCACAACAGUAGCUUUUAUCUGGGGUAUUGUAUUACGGUUUAUGUUCGUUUAAGUAUUUUGUUGCCUGUACAUUUGUAAAAAGGGUUAUUAUAACAGAAGUGUUAUCUGGAAUGUAUUUGUCUGGAAUAAAUUUUGCCAGUCCUGGAUCAUACAAGGCGCGCAAUUAAGCAUGGUUAUCUAGUGAAUAUAUGAAUUUGUAUUAUGUGUAUUUCUUUAAAUACAUUGCAGUGUAUACUUUUAUAAUAAGCAGCAGCACGUUAUAAAAUAAAGAAAAUAGUUCCCACCAUA